Triticum urartu is the source of this 1755-nucleotide messenger RNA. It is a transcript of the gene QPT, whose product is annotated as quinolinate phoshoribosyltransferase. Gene Ontology annotation, molecular function: nicotinate-nucleotide diphosphorylase (carboxylating) activity. NCBI's taxonomy places the organism in Eukaryota, Viridiplantae, Streptophyta, Magnoliopsida, Poales, Poaceae. Gene Ontology annotation, cellular component: cytoplasm. Gene Ontology annotation, biological process: NAD+ biosynthetic process; quinolinate catabolic process. The record is from RefSeq and is a predicted model, not a curated record.
GGCACGGUAGAGGAGCCGGUUCCUGCACCACCGGUGUGUCGUCUGGUUCAACGCAAAGCCGCACCGCACCACACCCCGCGCCGCGGACGCACAGGAAAAAGGCAGCUCCCUUCCGCCGCUGGCACGCGCCCCAACCUCCACCCAGCCGCCCCUUCCCCGCCUGGCCGCCUACUGCGCAUGUCGCCCGCGACUCCCACCGCCGCCGCGCCCAUCCGCCAGCACCUCCCCUCCUCCUCCUCCUCGUCCGGCAACCCGCGCCCCAGCGCCUGCCUGCGCCUGCCCGCUCGCCCCCGCGCCGCCCCCUCGGCCUCCAUGUCCGCCGAGGCGCGCCCGGCGCCGUCGCCCGUGCCCCCGCCGGCGCACCCCACCUACGACCUCAGCGCCGUCAUCGCCCUCGCCCUCUCCGAGGACGCCGGCGACCGAGGGGAUGUGUCAUGUUUGGCUACGAUACCAACCGAUGUGAAAGCUGAAGCCACUUUUAUUGGUAAGGAGGAUGGUGUCAUUGCAGGCAUAAGCCUGGCUGAGAUGAUUUUUAACCAAGUUGAUCCGUCGUUGAAGGUUGAAUGGUUUGAGGCUGAUGGAAAUUAUGUGCAUAAGGGAUUGCAGUUUGGCAAAGUAUAUGGGUGUGCUCAGAGUAUCAUUGUUGCUGAGAGGGUUGUGCUAAAUUUCAUGCAAAGAAUGAGUGGAAUCGCUACAAUGACGAAGGCCAUGGCUGAUGCUGCUCGUCCUGCAUGCAUAUUGGAAACAAGAAAAACUGCUCCAGGUUUACGCCUGGUUGACAAGUGGGCAGUACUAAUUGGUGGUGGGAAGAAUCACAGGCUUGGAUUAUUUGAUAUGGUUAUGAUAAAAGAUAAUCAUAUUUCUGUUGCCGGGGGCAUUACAAAUGCAAUGACAUCUGUUGAUCAGUUCUUGGAGAAGGAAAAUCUUGCAGUUCCUGUUGAGGUUGAGACAAGGACACUCGAGGAAGUUAGAGAUUUAUUGAAGUAUACUGAUGAGAACAAGACUUCAUUAACUCGUAUAAUGUUGGAUAAUAUGGUCGUCCCUCUUCCGAAUGGGGAUCUAGAUGUAUCAAUGCUCAAAGAUGCAGUUCAGUUGAUAAAUGGAAGAUUUGAGACCGAGGCAUCUGGAAAUGUGACGAUGGAUACGGUGAAGAAAAUCGGAGAAACUGGAGUUACAUACAUUUCAAGUGGAGCGUUGACGCAUUCCGUGAAGGCGCUCGACAUAUCUCUCAAGAUAGACACCGAGCUGGCUCUUCAAGUUGGAAGGCGCACAAAUCGUGCCUGACAACGCAAGCAGAGUCCCACCUGUGUAAUAACUUGACCUCCCGUUCUCCUGUACUUGUACAACGCAGCUCUUUGCAGCGGACAAGAUGUUCCUCUGCCUGGCGUGGCUGGCUUGUCGGUUCACAUUCGACAGCAGGCUCGUCACCGCGCUGUGAUUUUUCUAACUAAUAUAGCAAAGGAUGUUCGGACCAACAUCACAGUUACUACAGUGUACAAUGCAACAACAAUAAUAAUAAGCCUGAAUGCCCAGCUUGGAAGCUGAUACAACAAAAGGAGCUCUCAGUCGUUGCCAGACAUUUAAACCGUUGACUAGGCAGGUGGAAAUUGUUGCUAAAUGGCGUUGAAGAAGUUGUAUGUGACACUACAAAACACUUGUUUAUCAGGAAUGGGGAACAGAGCAAAAAUGUCUCCCUGUUACCUUUACUAAACCACCCUCUGGGUAGCGAAAUAACACCAGGGUCAAGUUUGUACU